CUCAGCCCAAACCUUCCCUUUGCCUCCACAGAUGCUGCUCAACCCGCAGAGUUCCUCCAGCAGUUUGUUAGUUGCUCCAUUCCCCAAUAUCUGCAUUCUCCGGUGUCUCCACCAUCCAAUGGAAUUGUGGAGCAGGCUCGUGGACCAACUGGGGCACUCCUCUCCAAUUUAUUACAAUCUUAUGUUCCUAACCCCUGUCUCUCCUGGGUCACGUUAGCAUUCCGAAAUCAGGAGAGCAUUUCGUUUAAACCGGAGUCUUAGUAAACCCUCACGACUCAAGUAACCUCCGUGCCCCUGCACAUUCAGUGUUGAUCUGGUUUAUUUUUAGCUGGGAGCUGUUCCUGCUCCCUUUCAGUCAGCUGUCCUGCCACUCGAAGUAGCGUCUCUGAGUCUGUUCGUCAAAGUGCACGGACGGAGAGAGACAACGUCACUCAACGAUGGACAGCCAUGACUCCACCGACAACGACACUCGCGUCCUUCCUGAUGGAAUUGGGAUACAGGAGCAGGUCCAAAACCCAGCAUCAGGACCCAGCACCCACCAACAGGAGAAGCAAGCAGCAGACGGCCCUGUUGCCCCACCACUGCCCGAUCAAGACCCGAAGGCCCCCGGCACUCCCGAUCAGGUACCGGUGGAGACCGCCGCCCCUGCACUGAAGGAGGACGCCACGCCCACGAGGGACCUCGGAGGUCUUGACAUUGGGGAGGAGCUGGACAGGCAGCUGGAGGACAUCAUCAAAACCUACAGGGGCUCCGGGGAAAGCCCAGAGGGGAAGGAGGCAGAGGGAGAGGCGGAGAGGGGUGAGGCUGUGAACAAUGGAGAGCUGGAGAAGCAAGAAGACGAGGAGAAGGAACAGCCAGGUCCUACAUGCACCGGUGAUGCGGACAAGGAGACGGGUAAGGAGCAGAAGCUGGAAAAGAAGAAACUGAAAGGACUGGGGAAGGAAGUUGCUGCCUUGAUGCAGAAUCUGAACAAGAUCAGCUCGCCUGAGGAGAGGCAAGAAACUCUACUCCUGAAGUACUCAGAACUGCUCGAGGAGUACCGGGGUGAGCAGAAGCAGAGGAAGGCCCUCCAGAGGAAGCAGGCUCAGCUCAGCAAGGAGAAGGACCAUCUGCAGGGCGAGCACACCAGGGCAAUCCUAGCCCGCAGCAAGCUCGAGAGUCUGUGCCGGGAGCUCCAGAGACACAACAAGACCCUCAAGGAGGAGAGCUUACAACUAGCAAGAGAAGAAGAGGAGAAACGCAAAGAGGUGACCAAGCAUUUCCAGGACACACUGGCUGACAUCCAGUCUCAGAUCGACCAGCACACCCAGCGAAACAUCAAGCUGUGCGAGGAAAACACCGAGCUCACCAGCAAACUGAAAACCAUCAUCGACCAGUACGACACGAGAGAGGAGCACUUUGAGAAGGUCUUCAAGCACAGAGAUCUACAGCAACAACUGGCAGACGCAAAACUACAGCAGGCACAGGAGCUGAUGAAGGAGGCUGAGGAACGACACGGGAAAGAAAGGGAAUAUCUCCUGAGCCAGGCUGCUGAGUGGAAGCUGCAAACCAACAUCAUGAAGGAACAAGAAACUCUGCUCAAGGCCCAGCUUAAACUGUACUCGGAGAAGUUUGAGGAGUUCCAGGGGACGCUAGCGAAAAGCAAUGAGACGUUCGGCAGCUUCAAGCAAGACAUGGAAAAGAUGACGAGAAGGAUGAAGAAGCUUGAAAAGGAGACCUUAAUGUGGAAGGGCAAGUGGGAAUCCUGCAACAAAGCUCUCCUGGGUAUGAUUGAGGAGAGGGAAAUGCGAUCCAAGGAAUACGAGUGCUUCCAGCUGAAGAUCAAGAGGUUGGAAAACCUGUGCAGGGUGCUGCAGGAGGAGAGGACUGAGCUGUACAAGAGGAUAAUGAACAUGCGUAGCAAGGCGGAGGAUACAGAAACACAGGCCGACAACGAGGCGAACAUUGAGGAGGAGGAUGAGGAGAGAGAAGAGGGCUCCACCGUGAGUUUUGACUCAGGAGAAAGCCUUCUGCAAGACUUGGCCACAGAGUUGGCCACACACUGUGCCGAGGGCAGGCAAGGCAACGGCGUUUCCACACACACCCAGGGUGGACAAACAUUGCCUGUCGCAGAGGCUGUCACCUCCCCGUUACUGGCCCAGCUGAAGGUGCCAAGAGGUGAGGCCGAAACACCCAUCCAGGCUCCGGGUCCUGUCCCACCAACAGCAUGUGGGUCAGAGCCAGCCUCUGCCCCCGCUGUUAGUCCAGAAUCUCAUCCCGCUCCGGCUCCACGUCCCGCUCCGGCUCCACGUCCCGCUUCGGCUCCACCUCCGGCUCUCACUCCAUUCCCCGCUCCCACUCCAGUUCCUGCGCUCACUCCUUCCUUUGCUCCACUUCCCGCUCCGGCUCUCACUUCCUUUGCAGCUCCCACUCCGGAUCCUGCUCCACUCCCUGCUGCUACUGCCAUCCCUGGCCCAGCUCUCAUUCCAGCUCCUGGCUUGGCACUCGCUCCAGUUCCUACUCCCACUCCUGGUUUUACUCCAGUUCCCGCUCCCGCUGACACUCCAGUACAGGUUUCUGCUCCUGCUCCCGCUCCCAGUGCUCCCUGUGAAGCAGGAGUUUCCGCAGCAGAGCCAGGAACUGCCCAGGCUGCAGGGUCGGAGACGACGGAAGUUACUGACGUGAAUGCUGUUGACUGA
Molecule: messenger RNA, 2678 nt
Organism: Pristis pectinata (smalltooth sawfish)
Lineage: Eukaryota; Metazoa; Chordata; Chondrichthyes; Rhinopristiformes; Pristidae
Gene: txlnba
Product: taxilin beta a
Exons: 10
Coding region: 438-2678 (746 amino acids)
Molecular function (GO): syntaxin binding
Source: RefSeq, a predicted model, not a curated record